Vespula pensylvanica (western yellowjacket) is the source of this 3109-nucleotide messenger RNA. Its product is annotated as limbic system-associated membrane protein-like. The coding region runs from base 298 to 1830 and encodes 510 amino acids. The record is from RefSeq and is a predicted model, not a curated record. Lineage: Eukaryota; Metazoa; Arthropoda; Insecta; Hymenoptera; Vespidae. The transcript is spliced from 11 exons. Gene Ontology annotation, cellular component: neuron projection.
GUAAAGCUCAAGAAUCGGCAAGGACUCUGUCGCGACUGCGCGUAUUAAGGGUUCUAAAAUGUGAGUAGUAAUAGUAGAGUAGUAGUAGUAGUAGAAGUAGUAGUAGUAGUAGUGGGGAUUGAAGAGGAGCUGGAAUGGUGGGGGUCGAUGUGAAGGCGCGAACGGAGGAGAGACGAGCAAACGCGGUAUUCGUUGCUCUCGGCAGAGCGCGAUCGCUCAGUCGGGAUGAAGGUCGCGCACCCUCUUCUUCUACGGCGCCGAUGAACAGUGAAGAACGUGCUAGGACAGCGGUUCGCGAUGAAUGGUGAACGUAGCGUGAAACGUGUUACGGGAAUGAAAGAUUCCUUCGGCCGUCUUCGUAUCCUUACGAUUACUUUCCUGAUAGUGGUGGUGAUUGGACGCGCAAGAACCGAUAAUUCUUCCUUAAAUUCCGGCAAUCAAAUUAUCACGCUUCUCUCGAGAUUGCCGAGUGUUCUGCGAAGCUCUAGUGUAGUGCCGAUAGCGAAGCCACGCUGCCAGAGGCCACUUUACGCUCACCGGAAGUCGAAGAGACACGUAGAAGAAGUACCGACCUUCAACAAUUCGAUCUCAAAUGUGACGGUUGCAGUGGGGCGAGAGGCUGUACUUACCUGUGUUGUCUCGAAUCUAUCUGGUUUCAAGGUCGCCUGGUUGAGAGUCGAUACACAGACUAUUCUGACGAUAGCUAAUCACGUGAUAACGAAAAAUGAUAGAAUUAAAAUAACGCACAGCGAGCACAAGAUGUGGUAUUUACAUAUACGAGAUGUCAACCCAAGCGACCAGGGAUAUUACAUGUGUCAAAUAAACACCGAACCUAUGAAAAGUCAAACUGGCUUUUUGGAAGUUGUAGUUCCUCCAGACAUUCUCGACAAUUCGACAAGUACAGACAUGGUCGUUAAAGAAGGCAGUAACGUGACAUUGCGCUGUGCAGCAAGAGGAUCACCACAACCGAACAUCACUUGGAAGCGUGAGGAUGGAGAACUUAUAUCUCUUGGAGAUGGCCAAGGAGUUAGUAGCAUCGAAGGAUCGAUCUUCAACAUCAUGAAAGUGAACCGGUUACAGAUGGGAGCGUACCUUUGUAUCGCUUCAAACAGCGUUCCACCUACCGUCAGCAAGAGAAUUAUGCUUAUAGUACACUUUCCUCCUAUGAUCUGGAUCCAGAAUCAAUUGGUGGGAGUGCAAGAGGGACAGCAAAUGACGUUGGAGUGUAAUUCGGAGGCUUUCCCGAAAUCGAUCAACUAUUGGACAAGAGGAAAUAAUCAAAUUAUACCAAAUGGGGAGAAGUACGAGCCGACCUUCUCGGACAAUACGUAUAAAGUGCACAUGAAGCUCACCAUACGUUCCGUUACCAUGUCAGACUACGGCAUUUACAAAUGCAUAUCGAAAAAUUCACUAGGUGAAACGGAUGGCAGUAUAUCGCUUUACCAUAUUCCAACCACCACGACGCAAGUCAAGACCACGACCACGACACCAAUGCCCACGAUAGAUAAAGUCGAAACUAUGCAAAGGACUCGACAAAAGAUGCUGCCGAGCUUAGAACCGAACUUAAAUGAAAUAACAGACGCGUCUUUGUCUACUAUAAUUAGAAACGAAAAUAUACGAACUGAUGGACGACAUAACAACAACGACUACAUUAAUGCUGAGAAUAAAAUCGACAAGAAUGUUCAACGAAAAAAUCCAUUGAACAAGGAUGUGAAUGCUCAUAAAUUUUAUAAUACGUCUCGAUCAAUAUCCUCGAGAGGAGAUAGGCUAUAUGCUUUUUUACAACACAGUAUAAUCAUCUACACAAUUCUAUUAUCUAUUCUUUCGUAGUCGGUCUUUAGAUAUUUUGUGUCCACAAAAUACGAAGACGUUUCGAUUAAUUGGACCUCGUCUUUACACACUGUCAUUCCUUUUCCAUUAGCAAACGGGAUCAAUUUAUCUUAAGUAUAGGUGCGAUCGUUGAUGUCAAUGCUUCCUUUCUACUUGCUUAUAAGAAAAAAAAAGAACCAUUCAUAAUAAGUAACCUUUCGUGAAAUUAGAGAUAAAAAUUCUGCGUGUCGUGGUUCACAAUUAUAUUUUUUUCAAAUGUACAAUAUAGUAAUUCUAUCGUCACUCUAUAAUUUUUAACAUUGAAAAUCUUAUUUGUUUAGAGACAAUAUAUUGCUUAUAUUUUGAAACAUUUUUUAAUUAUUUUUUAAUACUGGACUUGGUUCAACAUUGUUCCUAUUACGACGAAAACGUUAUUGUUAAUUAUAUAUUCAGAAGUAAUUUAUAAACAAUUAGAGGAAGAUAUUUGUAUAAAAAGUUAUAUGACAAUCCAGAAAAGUGAAAUUUUAGUAACAACGAAUCUAUUGCACAUGUCAUAUGUCAAUAUUUCAUUUUACAUUUUAAAUAGAGAAAGAUAAAAUUGUUGAGUCUCAUAACUAAUCUUGUCUGUAUUGAUGCUUAAUUUUGGUUAAUAUUUUGUUAGAUCGUAUUUUCAAUUAAUCUCGGCCUAAUCUUUCCUAAGAACAGAGAAACUUAUAUUCGGAAUGAGAUAGUCACGAUAUUAAAGCCUAAUCAGUCUAUAAUUGCGAUAUUUCAUUAUAAUUGUGAUGCAAUUAUAAGAAAUACACACGAAGAAUAAUAAGUGAACGUGAAGUUAGAGAUAAAAAUUCUAUAUGUCGUGUUUCACGAUUAUACUUUUUUAAAUGUAUGGUAUAGUAAUUUCUAUCAUAAUGUUAUAAUUGUUAAUGUCAAAAUGUCAUGUCACGUUUUCUUUCAAUUACAUCACAUAGUGAGAAUUAUGAGGAUGAACUUUGGAAAUAAUGAAAAAAAGUAAGAAUUCGGAACGAAUUCAAUAUUCUUUCUAAUUAUCAGCAGCUUCUAUCUUGCCAUGCGACGGACGGAUAAACUUGUAUGUACAUGUAAAUCUUGUUGGAAAUAGUGUACUUUUAAAGAUGUACACAUACAUAUCUCAUUUAUUUGAGAUAAUCGAUCUGUCGAAUAUGUCUGCGGGAGAAAGUAUGGAGAACUUGUAUAUUUGAAAAUGAUUGUAAUGAUUUGAAUACCGCUGUAAAUAACGAUUACGUGUGUGUGUAUAUAUAUAUAUGUAUAUAUAUAUAUAUGU